ACCUGGUUCCUCCGAUGUCCUCGGAACUUCACUGCUCAUCAGCCCACGCAACGCAUCGCAACAACUCAACCACUCUUAAGCGCUUCAAUUCACAACAAGACACAAUGGCAGGCUUCGUCAACCGCGAGAAUCGCGUCCCUUACUACCAGCGCCUAUUCCAGGAGGGCCAAAAGAAUGGUGUCCGCCAAUGGAACCAGACCGCAAGAAGCAAGAUCCUUCUCUACCCAUACUACACCAUCCUCUUCGGUGGCUUGGCUGGGUCGAUGUACAUGAUGAGCCGCAUGGUUCUCGGACACAAGACGUGGUUCGGCAAGAACUAGGAGAUGAUAGGCCAAUGGGUAAACGGGGAUUGGACAUACCACUGAUGGCGGCAUCUGGACGAUUAUUGUACUGUACAUGAAGAUAGAAGACAUUGAACA
This is a messenger RNA of Pseudogymnoascus verrucosus, 419 nucleotides long. RefSeq lists its product as uncharacterized. Lineage: Eukaryota; Fungi; Ascomycota; Leotiomycetes; Thelebolales; Thelebolaceae. The coding region runs from base 15 to 320 and encodes 101 amino acids. The record is from RefSeq and is a predicted model, not a curated record. The transcript has 4 exons.